UCUUCUACUCACAUUUGCAAUAGAGGCAAUUUGCUGUGGCCAAUUAACCUGCCAAAUUGCACACCUUGGGGAUGUGGGAGGAAACUGGAGCAGCCGGAGGGAACCCAUGCAGUCACGUAAAGGAUGUGCAGACUUCACACAAGUCAGGUUUUGUCUGGGAAAUAAUUGGCACAUAUUUAUGAAAUCAUCAACGGGACAGACGCUUUGGUUUAAUGCCUCUGGAUUUGACGCACAACUAUGAGUCUGAAAUUUGAGGAUGAAGACAGAUUUACUAAUAACUAUGAACAACCUUUAUCACUGUGGAAACUAAUAGAGGAAUGUGUCCCUCCAUGUGAGAGAGAUGAAAUCAGGGUAAUUCUGGGAGAAUCAGCAGUAGAUCUCACCCUGGAUUUGCAUGCAGAGGUGGCUAUGCUGUUGGAAAUCUGGCGAUCGAUGAAAACAAGCAGAUUGACUCCCUCUCAUUCACAAGCCUCACAUGCAGUGUUACCAGAAUCUCCUGCCAUCAAAGAUUUGCUUCGCCAUGAAAUUCAGCUUCUACUUUUAAAUAUUCAAAACAAAGCGCACAAAGAGGGCAGGGAUGAGAGUGACGCUCUUUCAUCUUACAAUCAUGAUGUUGUCAGCUUUGCACUGGGACAAAAUAAAGCUGCGUAUACACCAAGUAGAUCUGUAAAUGCAGAGAGUAUGAAAGACAAAUGGAUGGUACUGCAAAGCUCUCAAACUACCAACAACUUUGAAAAUGAAAGUUUUUCAAGUCUUUCUCACUUAAAGGAUAAUGUGGAAGCUGUAAAGGACAAGGUUAAUGUUACAAAUAUUGACAAGAUUGUGGCGCAUUUACAAUCUAUUUUACAAGAAGAGUCCAAAAUCUUGGAGAAAUAUAUCCAGUUCUUACAGGAGUGUUUAGAAGAAGAACAUAAUUGCAGCUUGGACCCUAAGAUGCAAACUGCAGUGCCAUCGAUUGCAGAACUGCGAGAGGAACGGAAAAUACUAGAAAGGGACCUGCAGCUGGCAACACCAUCAGUACAAAGUCUGGUACAGGUUCACAAACUGUAUGGGUGCAGAUCCUCCCAGAGAUCCUGCAGGAGAACAGUGAGAUUGAACAAUCCAGCAGUCAACCCAUCAGAAGGAGGUCACUCUUCAACGGUAACAUCUGGCCAGUCAGAACCAGAUCUGGAGCAGAGAAUGAAACAGCACAGUACAUCACCUCUGGGCGAAUCCGGUGCUAGUGGAAUGAAAGAUAGUUCUACAAAAUUGAAAUAUUCUGGAAUAUUCACUACAUCAUCACAGAGAUUCUCUUGUAGGACUAUGGACUUAUCAAAACCUACUUACCAUAGCAAGGGAGCAUCAACAACAUGUCUUGCAUCCAAAGGUGCAUGUAGUCCUGUGGCUUGCUCUGAGGUGAAAACUCAGAGUAAAACUCAACCACAGAAAAUGGAUGAUAAGUCAAGGGCUUUAAGUGCAAACAAAAUAGAGUCUGCAUGUGAAAGAACUUUUAUAGAAGAAUCACCAUCAUUUCAAGAGGAAGGACAAAAGGCACUGGUGUAUUCCCAAUCAGCCAAUGGUUUUCUAAUGGGUCAGCAGUCAAUUGUUUCUUCCACCCAGACUGGAGUUCAUUGCACCACAGAAAAUAACAGAACAUUGUUAUCAAGUUUGAGAAGCCCUGUUGAAGUAUUAUCUUCAAUUCCUCAACAGGAUGGUCAUAUUCUUAAUCCAGCACCACCUACCACUGAGAAGCCCAUUGGUACUCAGGGCAAGUCAACACACAGAUUGAGAAGAGCCUGCAGAGACAGCCUUACUGGUCAUACAUAGAAUGAGGCCGGUCUCCAGUGAAUUAGUCCCAGUUUAGAAGUGUGGUUUGAUUUGAAAUAACCAAUCUGUUAUUUCAAUUACAAUUCAAAAAAUCUAGUUUAUAGCCAAUGUUCCUAAGACUGGCAUUUUGAUUAAUUUACUUCCAUUCACUACCUCAUGUUUUAAAUUAUGUUGUGUGCUAAA
Messenger RNA from Pristis pectinata (smalltooth sawfish), 1989 nucleotides. It is a transcript of the gene ccdc24, whose product is annotated as coiled-coil domain containing 24. The transcript is spliced from 9 exons. Lineage: Eukaryota; Metazoa; Chordata; Chondrichthyes; Rhinopristiformes; Pristidae. The record is from RefSeq and is a predicted model, not a curated record. The coding region runs from base 238 to 1806 and encodes 522 amino acids.